Messenger RNA from Cylindrotheca closterium, 243 nucleotides. NCBI's taxonomy places the organism in Eukaryota, Bacillariophyta, Bacillariophyceae, Bacillariales, Bacillariaceae. The record is from the annotation of a GenBank genome assembly.
AUGAAGUUCAAGACAAAAGUGUAUGCUGCUAUUGCUAGCACUGAUACUACUGCUCAAGACAAGUUCAAGGAUGAUAUCUUUGAAGCGGUUCUUGCAACAGGAUUUCUGUGCAACUGCGAUCGAACGAGAACAGCUCCUCUGAUGCUGGAUCUUCAGACAAACUAUUGCAGGGAAGUGGAUUACUAUCCAAAGACGGUCAGCAAAGCACAAGAUAUGUUGAAGAUUCACAUGGAUGUGAUUUAA